AUGACCUCUCUCAUUCUGACCGAAUCCAUUGAUGGAGGGAAAGCGGAGCCGGGCGCGGGCGUGGGGGAGGGUCGGGACCGCGGCUGGCAGGCUCUGGGAGCCCGGGGAGGAGGCGGAGGCGAGCGGGGAGAGCGCCGGGCGCCCCCGGGGCCAGCCGAGCGUCCAGCUCCUGCGGACCGCUUAGGCGCGGGAAGGGAACCCCGCGGCCUCCCACCCUUGCAGGCUGCAGCGGCCUCUGCACUGUGGCCCGGGCCGCGCGUUCUCGAGGCCACCAGGGCCCUGCGGUCCUCGAGGGCGCAGCGCAGGCCCAGGUCCAGUCUCUCCAGGCCCUGCUUGCUCCGAGAACCGGGGCCAGCUCUUGGGCCGAGGCGUCCCCUCCGACCUGGCCCCGCGGUCCUGCGCAGGGAAAAAGAUCAUAUUGGUUGUGCUGCUAAUCUUUGCGUGACUUUGAGGUGUAAGGCGCCCGGCUAUUUGGACAAGAUAAAGGUGAAGUUUGUGCCCCCCCACCGCCGUCCUCUCGGAGCCUAUGGUCUAACGGCGAGAUCAGACGGACACAGUGACCCACAGGCAACCCCCAUCUUGUCACCGUGGAGGGGAAGAGCAGGCUGGGCAGAGAGCAGGACUGGGUUGAGAGUUCUUCGAGCUGCUUCGCGUGCCCAAGCUAUCCACCUCAACUUACUGAUACGGGAGAGAAUGGAACCUCCUAUUUAA
Molecule: messenger RNA, 711 nt
Organism: Nycticebus coucang (slow loris)
Lineage: Eukaryota; Metazoa; Chordata; Mammalia; Primates; Lorisidae
Exons: 4
Coding region: 1-711 (236 amino acids)
Source: RefSeq, a predicted model, not a curated record